GUAUAGCGUAUUAUGAAACAGUGGCGAUUUGUGAGAUAAAAUUCAUCGUGUAAAACAAAAAAUAUUAAUUUAAGAAACUUUCAAAUAGAUUAAAUAAAUUAGCGUUGUGUCACGGAGAGGUAACAUAUGGAUUUUUGAGCUGUUAAGAAGAGAAGUUCUUUUUUCAAAACUUCCCUUGUGGGUUUUUGCUUACUCUGUAAGAAACAUGUCCCAACGGCGUUUAUCUGGUUCCAUGUCGAGACGAAGAUCGACAAAGCUAAUAAAGAAAACGAGUCAUACUGGAUUUGAAGAUUUAAAAAAGUACUGUCAUAAAAACAAUGAGUUUCUUCGCGAUGCUGCUUCCCUGUUUCAAGAAAGGGCCAAGCUGGAGAUAAUAUAUGCUGAUGGUCUGGCAAAAAUUGCUACAAAAGCCAGAAAGAUUUGCAUAGAUACAAUUGGAACUCUAAGAUCUUCCUGGGAAGAAUUUUCAACGCAGACUGAUUUGGAAUCUAAUGUACAUAAACACCUCAGUGCAGAGAUAAUAGAAGAAGUAGCGAAACCGUUGAAGACGUUUGCUGAUACACAAAAAGAAAGUAGGAAGGCUGCAGAGCAAGUAGUGGAAAAAGCUGUCAAAGUAUUAGCUGAAAAACGAACAAAAGAAUCACAGGGAAGAAAAAGUUCACACAAUAAAGCAAAAGAAUCGGAAGGGUUCACAGUGCAACUUGAGAGCGCACGAGGGAAAACGUUAUCUGAAAAAGAACUGUCCAAGUUGGAUGCAAAAUGUAAGAAAGCAGAAGAAGCGGUCACAAAAUCAGAUAAUGAUUAUAUCACCAAAUUAAUUGACGCAGAAAGAGCGAGAUUAGAAUUAGAAAGUGCUAUAACUGGUUCGACUAUAGUGUUUCAAACUCUUGAAGAAGAGAAAGUGACAUGCUUCAAAACUUUGCUGACUACAUACUGUACACUUCUCCUCAAUUCUAUACCAAAAUACGACGAAUGCUACAAAACAUUGGAAGGAAAUGUUUCAAACAUGAAUCCUGCAACAGAUAUACAAACAUUAAUCGAAUCACGUGGAACUAGAAAACAGCCGUCUGAACAAAUUGUUUUCACGUGUUAUGAAGAAGAUUUUAAUAACACGAUGGAUAACACUAGACGAAAAAUGGCAUUAGAAAAUAAACUUUCAAAGUUGACACGAGCUUUACAGGGCGAAAAGAAGGCCAAAAAAGGAUUGGUUCGUUUGAAUUCCGUGUACAGCGACACACCAAGUUUCAGCACGAAGAAUACGCAACAAGAUGUGGGAUUUCAACUUGGACAUACGAGCAGUGUGAUAAAUUUAUUAGAAGCCAGUAUAUACAGAUUAAAUAUCCCACUAGCGAAGCUGCUGCAGCGAGAUGUUCCGAAUCAUCGACUUUCAAAAUACAUCGACGAAAGGCGUGAUAAACAGGGCUCUAUAUGUUGUACGUUGAGAGUACCGAUAGAGGAGACUGAGAUGGCGGCUGACGACGAUGGUGACGAUUACAUGCCGGCUGGAGAUUAUCAAAGCACGUAUAAUUCACUGACGUAUGCACACACAGCGCCGUAUGGCAGUUGCGACGGCGACGACUUUAGUGACGUCGAUCCGGAUUUUGAAGACGAUGUUGAUCUUGCUCCGCCAGGUUAUAGCACGAUAGAUAUGUGCAAGGCUGAUUACGAUUAUACGGCAACCGAAAAGGACGAACUGACGAUCAAACCAGGUGACGUCAUCACGAUAAUAACACGACAUGACGACGGAUGGUGGAAGGGCGAAUUGAAAGGAAAAGUCGGCUUAUUUCCAGCUUCCUAUGUUCACGAAUUGAAAUAAAGUUUGACAAGUUUAUACCUCUUUUUGUGUUUGUGGAAAAUAAUGAGAAAAGGAAAAUCCGUGAUAAUUCUUUUGAGGAUCAUUUGGAGUGUCAAGAAAAUUCUGAUCCUGUACUUUUAGCCACUUUGUUUUUUUACUUGAAUUUUAAUGGUAAUCCAUACAAAGUUAAGACAAUUGUGUAGAUUUCUAUAAAACUAACUCUUCUAAAGAGAAGUCAAAAGUGUGACACUUCCACUCAAAAUGCCCAAAAUUUAUGGGCAUUGCUACAUUGUUCCAAAGAUAAAUUCAUUUAUUUUGGAUAGCUUCUGGUCGAAUGUUCUUUUCCGUAAUAGAGUUUAAAGAUGGGUUUUUGCUGUAAUUCAUCCUGUCUUCUGAAUUUCUAUAAAGUAAUGCUUUCACGAUAAUCUCGAGACGGUAAAUUCGCGUUAAGUUUUGCUAAUGAGGUAUGCCAAAGUAUUUAAAUAUUAUUUAUAUGAAAUUUUGAAUGUGUGGAUACAUCGAAAACAAAUGUGUGCGUUUUUCUAUUUUCUUUUACUACCGCUGGAGAAUUUUUUAUGUUAAUAUUUUGAAUUUUUGUACAAAAUAUAUGAAUAUAAAUGUCUUUUAAAACUUA
Hydractinia symbiolongicarpus is the source of this 2429-nucleotide messenger RNA. Its product is annotated as nostrin-like. Lineage: Eukaryota; Metazoa; Cnidaria; Hydrozoa; Anthoathecata; Hydractiniidae. Gene Ontology annotation, molecular function: protein binding. The record is from RefSeq and is a predicted model, not a curated record. Bases 206 to 1816 code for a protein of 536 amino acids. Gene Ontology annotation, cellular component: plasma membrane; cytoplasm. The transcript is spliced from 16 exons.